AUGGAUUCGCUCGAGCGUCUGAUGAGCGCCGCGACGCGACCCGCGAGAGGUUCCGCCGUCCGCCCCACUCUGCCGCAGAGGGCGCUCGUGCACGCCAGUCUGGCCACUUCGGCCGCCCUGGGCAGACGGGGCAGGCAUCUGACGGGCACGUUCUGCCUGACGGGGGAUACCAUGGAGGGCAUCAUACAGUGCUUGGUCUUCCUCAAGGCGUUCUCGGUGGAUAAAUUGGUUGAUGCCCAUCUGAACGUUGAGUUACCUCUAUGA
Messenger RNA from Phaedon cochleariae (mustard beetle), 264 nucleotides. NCBI's taxonomy places the organism in Eukaryota, Metazoa, Arthropoda, Insecta, Coleoptera, Chrysomelidae. The record is from the annotation of a GenBank genome assembly.